GAAGCUGGAAAGAUAAAAUCCGAAAAAAAAAAAAAAUUUAAGAGAAAUCCACCCACCGAAAAAAAAAAAAAAAAAGAACUUCUGUGAAACCACUGCCUCGUACUCUAGCCGGCCGACGAUCGGUCUCCGGCGGAUGGAAGCUCCGACGAUCUCCUCCUCCUCGUCUCCUUCCACACGGAAUGUCCGUAUCUCCGAUCACCCCCGCCACGUCUUCCACGAAAAGCCCCUGUGCUAAGCCAAAGCAACCUCGCUCGCUCUCGCUUGCAAGUUAUUCGACCCUUCGGAGUGGGAAUUCAUUCUCCGAUUGAGGUUGAAGGUAAGCAAUUAGCUGCCGAUCGGGCCUAAUUUGGCCGGAUUUAUUCGAGCGUUCCUGUGGCCGGACCGCCGCCGAGGUCGUCGUCGUCGUCGUGCGCGCCCCGAUUCUGUUCCUGUGGAAUGUGCGGGAAUUUCUUCUCGAGGGACGCCGGUUUUGGGAGUUCCUGAGCGACUCUGCGAUUUUUUUGUUUGUGGGUUGUUCUGUUCUUCUCUCUCGAAUUUGUGUGAAUAAGUUUUUUUGGGAGUUGGAGAGGCGGAUUUGUCUGUAACAUGCAAAGGACCGGAGCUCUGUGAAAAUGGUGGACUGUUGUUGACGAAGGGAGUAGUGGGGGGACUGAAUUUUUUGGAAGCUUGUGCACUGUUGAAGAGGCAUCGGCCGCCGGAGCCAUGCCGCCGAAGAUCCAACCGAUCGACAUCGAUCCUCGGGUCCUCCACCACCACCGCGAGCCUGCCCGGGCCGAUGCCGGGAAGCCGGUCCUGAAGUCGCGCCUCCGGAGGCUGUUCGACCGGCAGUUCCCGGGCGUCCUGAGGAUUUCGUCGUCGGAGAAGGCGGCCGGCGGCGAAGCUCCUCCUCCUCCUCCUCUUCCCCAGUACGGCAAGGACGGAGGAGGAGGAGGCGGGGGCGGAGGAGGAGGAGCGGCCGAGUUCGAGCCGAGCUCGGUUUGCCUGGCGAAGAUGGUGCAGAACUUCAUCGAGGAGAGCAACGAGAAGCAAUCGGUGGCCAAGUGCGGCCGCAACCGCUGCAAUUGCUUCAACGGCAACAACAACGACAGCUCCGACGACGAAUUCGACAUCUUCGACGGCUUCGCCGAGUCGGGGGCCAACGGAUCGUCGGCCGACGCCUCGGAUGCUCUCAAGGGAUUGAUUCCGUGCACCAGCGUUUCAGAGAGAAACCUCCUGGCGGACACUGCGAAGAUCGUGGAGAAGAACAAGAACCUGAAGCGCAAGGACGAUCUGAGGAAGAUCGUCGUCGAGAAUUUGUCAUCCCUCGGCUACGAUUCCUCCAUCUGCAAAUCCAAAUGGGAUAAGACCUCCGCCUUCCCCGCCGGCGAGUACGAGUACAUCGACGUGAUCGUUGAAGGCGAGAGGCUGCUGAUCGACACCGACUUCAGAUCGGAGUUCGAGAUCGCCCGAUCGACCGGGACCUACAAGGCGAUCCUCCAGUCGCUGCCGUACAUCUUCGUCGGCAAGGCGGAGCGCCUCGGCCAGAUCGUCGCGAUCGUGUCGGAGGCGGCGAGGCAGAGCCUGAGGAAGAAAGGCAUGCACGUCGCCCCGUGGCGGAAGGCCGAGUACAUGCGGGCCAGGUGGCUGAGCCCCUACACGAGAGCCUCCAAGGCCGACGCCGCCGACGACCCCGCCGCCGCCGAUCCCGAUCCGGAGAAGGCGGCCGGAGGCGAGAAGGAGAGCGCGAUCGAGGGCGAGUGCGGCGAGUUCGAGCUGAUAUUCGGCGUGGACGAAUCCGUGCCGCCGCCGCCGCCGCCGUCGUCGCCGGAAGAGGAACCGGAGCCGUCGGCCGGAGGCGCCGGGGCGGGAGAGUGGCGGCCGCCGGCGGUGAGGCCGAAGAGCGCCGAGAUGGGAGGAGGGGCCAAGGUGGUCACCGGGCUGGCUUCCCUCCUCAAGGAGAAACCCUAAACCAAUUUUGGAAAUAUCCUUUUUUUUUUUGUUUUGCCCUUUUUCCGCCCAAUUUUCUCCGGCUUAAAAAAAAGAAGAAGAAGUAUAUCUCUACAAUAUAUAUAUAUGGACCUGGAAAAUGGAAAAUAUAAAUAUGUGUCGAAUAGAGCAAUAUAUCUCUAUAUAAAUUCGAGUAAUUUCCUCUC
Syzygium oleosum is the source of this 2132-nucleotide messenger RNA. RefSeq lists its product as uncharacterized. NCBI's taxonomy places the organism in Eukaryota, Viridiplantae, Streptophyta, Magnoliopsida, Myrtales, Myrtaceae. The coding region runs from base 703 to 1947 and encodes 414 amino acids. The record is from RefSeq and is a predicted model, not a curated record. The transcript has 3 exons.